GGUGGCCUCGUCGUCUUUUCACGCGCGGGGCGCCGCCACCGCUCUUAGGAAGACCGGAGGCCCGCCAGUCAGGCGCAGGGGAGGAUCAGCAGAUGCGCCAGAAGGGCAGCCGUUUCCCAACUACGCAUCGGUGGGCCAGACCCGGCGCCUGUUGCGGCAUUACCCAGCCUCAGGUCGUGGAGCUCCAGCGCCGCCACGCCCGGCAGCAGCAGUAGCAGCAGCAUCUUGCUGUCGGCCGCCGCGCACACCUCCCCCAUCAUGGAUUCUUCUUUAGAUGCCGCCUUUCUGUCAGAACUCCCCACCCCAGGAAAGCCCUGGCUUGUUUACUAGAGCGCUGUGACAAGAGGAGGAGCUUACUUAGCCAUCUUCCUUCAUAGAAACGUGGACAUGGUGGCAAUCCGCUGCAUGAAAGUAAAUGCCACGCUGCCAAGAACCUUCUGAGUAAAUAUGGAUAGGAUUAGCCUAAAUAGCACAUGGAAUUCAUUUGUCUUGCUAGAACGUUAUGAUUUUUUCAAGUUGUCAGUAUUUUUUCUUGCGUUUUUACUCAGUGAAAGUAGGUUAAAUUGCAUAUCAGUCUCCCUGCUUGUUUAUAAAGCUUGAUUUCUGCUUAAGAGCCUCUUAGAAAUAUGGGGGAAAUUAAUACUGUUUAUUAACAUGCUUUGCCUAACUAAGCUUUGAACUAAAGUAUUUCACUUAGGAGUACCAUUGUUGUGGAGAUAGGAGGCUGCUUCAUGUAUGCCACAACAUGUAGGUAUACCAUAAAAUCUGACACUGCAUUUCCCAAGUGGAAUACGUAGAUUUUAGGUGCUUGAAGUUUUUCUUUAAAAAUCCAGUCCACAUGUUUGGUCACUAGGAACCUUAUUAUUUAUUAUAUAUAAAAUAAUAUAUCCCAUCUUUUUCCUUUUGAGGCACUCAAGUUUACUUACAUAUUUCUCUUAAUCUUAACCUCAAAGCAACCACCCUGUGAGGUAUGUUGAACUGAGAGUGUGUGACUGGCCCAAAGUCACCUAGUUAGCUCCAUGGCAGAGUGAAGACUAGAACCUGGAGCUCCGAAGUCUGCAGUCCCGCAUGCUUAACAACUACACCAAACUGGCCUUUACUUUUGAUAAUGUGACAGAUUCCAGUGAGUACAACAUGUCCCAAUGGUCCAAUAGAAAAUUCUGGCUGCAGUUCAUAGUAACUGAUUGCCACAACUGAAAAUAAUAUCUCUGCUGGGCAGACACACAGCUGAUGGCUACCACAGUGCACCAUAAAGUAAAACAUUCAUCUGAGGGCCAGUGCAUAGUUGAAGACUAUGGAUAAACUGACCAUGUGGGCUCCAUAUUGUAUAAAUAUUAUUGCAUUAAGAGUUGCCCUGUCCAUAUGCAAUGUUAACACUGGUGGCACACAUGUCCAGUUUAUUGAUCACUAACUCAACAUGAAUAGAUUUACUCAGGUGAGCAGUGAAAAGUUAACAAAAUAUUGUUAUUUUUGUAACACUUAGUAAAUUCAUGCUGUUGUUCAGAUAGGAAUAUAGCAUUUGUUGCUUUGUGUUGGGCAUUUUAGAAUUAGAUCAUGUUUUGAAGAUGAACUUUCUCAGGAUUAUAUGUGAAAUGGACACUGCUGAGGAAAUGGAUUCCACCUUCCUCAUGUGCACCUCUUCUGUGAAAGGUUGGAGGUCCUCUUGUGCAGCUUCAGAGGGAGAGAGGAGGGGGAAGUGCCGUUGCACCAGCGGAAGUGCCGUUGCACCAGCGGAAGUCUGCAUGCAUGCCGUGAGUGCAUGCAUGCAGUGCACUGAGUGCAUGCAGAGCUCCAGAACUAGAACAACUGAUGCUCAUUUCCCAAAGGGAAAAGCCAAGCUUCAGUAAUGCUCUUAGCUAAUAAGCACCAAAUCUUGUAGAUAUGAUUUUAUUUUUAUAGUUACUUUGAACAUAGACGUGUUAAUACAAAAUUAGGGUUGGCACACCCUGAAAGAACAGAUGGUUCAUAAAUUGCUUGAUUGAACACUAAUAUGAAGGAAUGGCUUCAAACUGAUUUACGAGUGACCUGUAUAGGCAGCUACACCACCGUGACACCUUCAGACGGCUUUAUUUUAAAACUUACAGUGCAAUGAGCCUCUAACAGCAUGGGCAUGUAUGUAUCUAUUUAGAAGUAAGCCUCACUGAAGUCAGUACACCUUACUCCUAGAUAAUGGUGUAAGGCUUGCAUCAUAAGUCUGCAAUCCAGUGCAACCCAAAUUUACCUGGGAGUAGAACACAUUGAAAUCACAGGGACUUGCUUUUGAAGAGACAUGUGUAAGCUUGCACUUUGUCCUGGUUUAAAGGUAUUUAAGGGUUUUAAAAAAUAACACACCUCUUUUAGAAGUACCCAUUCUUCAUAGAUGAUUUCAUUACAUUCAGUAAAUCUUUAUCCAGUAUGGCUCUUAAGUUUAAACCCUAAUCAGUUUUAUUAGGAUGUUUCAUAAUCAAAUGUUUUGAAAUCCAUCUGUGGAGGAGUUAAACUUCUUCCAUCAGAUUGGUUAUACCAAGUAGAAACAAUGCAGAUAUGUUUAUGCUUAAAGUUGAGUAUAAGCUAGCCUUUAAUUAUAGGGAAGGUAUUGGUUAAUUGCUGAAAGAAGUAGCAAAAAUCUAAUGAAUCCUGAAUCUAAUGAAACUCAUUAACCGUAAAGGGUAAAGCCUUUUUACUCUCACAGUGCUUCUACAGUUUCUGCUGGCAAAAGAUGGAAGCUUUUACAUUUUGGAUCAGGGAUGACCAGCAUACAUGAGAACGCGUUCACAAUGACUAAUGAAGAACCACUUCCAAAGAAGGUUCGCCUUAGUGAAACAGACUUCAAGGUUCUACCUAGAGAGGAGUUGCUCUUAAGGUGGAAGCAGUAUGAAGCAUAUGUGCAAGCUCUGGAGGGAAAAUACACAGAUCUUAAUUCUAAUGAUGUAACGGGAUUGAGAGAAUCUGAAGAAAAGCUGAAACAACAACAGCAAGAAUCUGCUCGAAGGGAAAAUAUCUUAGUGAUGCGGCUGGCCACUAAGGAGCAAGAAAUGCAGGAGUGUACUAAUCAGAUCCAGUACCUCAAGCAAGUCCAGCAGCCGAGUGUUGCUCAACUGAGAUCAACAAUGGUAGACCCAGCCAUCAACUUGUUUUUCCUAAAAAUGAAAGGUGAACUGGAACAGACUAAAGACAAACUGGAACAAGCCCAAAAUGAACUGAGUGCCUGGAAAUUUACACCUGAUAGCCAAACAGGCAAAAAGUUAAUGGCGAAGUGUCGAAUGCUUAUCCAGGAGAAUCAAGAGCUUGGAAGGCAGCUGUCCCAAGGACGUAUUGCACAACUCGAGGCAGAGUUGGCUUUACAGAAGAAAUAUAGUGAGGAGCUUAAAAGCAGUCAGGAUGAACUGAAUGAUUUCAUCAUCCAGCUUGAUGAGGAAGUAGAAGGUAUGCAGAGUACCAUUCUAGUCCUACAACAGCAACUGAAAGAGACUCGCCAGCAGUUGGUUCAGUAUCAGCAGCAGCAGUCACAAACCUCAGCUGCAGGUACCAGCCGGACUCCAACUUCUGAAACUACCGAUCAGGGAGAGGCUGUGAGCAAAGACUGCAGUCGUCUGGCUAAUGGACCAAGCAAUGGCAGCUCUUCCCAUCAGAGGACAGCUGGGCCCGGUUUUUAUAGAGAGAGUAGUGGAACAGAGGAUGACUUUCCACCCUCGCCAAACAAUGGUAAUAAGCUUUCCAACCACUCUGAAGAUAAAACUGGCAGAGGAUCUGGUAGCUAUAUAAAUCAACUCAGUACUGGGUACGAAAGUGUAGACUCUCCCACUGGUAGUGAAAAUUCUCUAACUCACCAUUCAAAUGACACAGACUCCAAUCACGAUCCUCAAGAGGAGAAAACAGUCAAUGUGAAAGGUAACAGAACUGCGGGGUCUCGUCAUGUUCAGAAUGGUUUGGACUCAAAUGUAAAUGCACAGGGUUCAGUUUUGUAACCUUUUUUCUGCUACAUUUUUAUAUAGUGUCACUUAAAUUGGGAGAAGAAAAACUGUCCAGAACUGUUCAAAUUAGUGCAUAUAUGUCACAAUUCUGCCUUUGUGGGUUUUUUGCUUCAAUACCUCUGCCACUUCUGAAAUUUUAACAACUAAUUACGUUGAAUGUUGCUACAAGGAUAUUUGUGUAGGCUCAAGGUAUUUUUGAGUUAAUGUGAAGUUGAAAAUGGAAUUUUAUUUCCAGGUAUAACACAAUGAUGUCUGUACAAAUCUGUGUAUAUCUAGAACUUGUGCUGUGUAAGGGCAUUCUUUACUCAUACUGUUAUAACACUCAGAAUUUGUCAUAAUAGCUGUGAGUUGAAUGAUUGCCAAGUUUGCCCAGUACAGUAGUUUUCUAACUAAAAUGAACUUGGUGAGGGAGUCCUGUAGUAGUUUGUGUUCCAGUUUUGCCACCAUGCAUCUGUGCGUUCUCUUUAGGUGACCGAAUGUUAAGAAUUUUGUGUGCAUAGUUACUCAGUUUAAGAACUCUUGUAUCCUGUUAAUACAUAUUGCUCUGUGACUCCAAUAUUAUCUUACCUGUACUGACCAAACCUAAAUAAAAAUUUUUAAUAAUGUAA
Messenger RNA from Varanus komodoensis (Komodo dragon), 4561 nucleotides. RefSeq names its product WT1 associated protein (gene WTAP). The record is from RefSeq and is a predicted model, not a curated record. The transcript is spliced from 8 exons. Gene Ontology annotation, biological process: regulation of alternative mRNA splicing, via spliceosome. Lineage: Eukaryota; Metazoa; Chordata; Lepidosauria; Squamata; Varanidae. Gene Ontology annotation, cellular component: nucleus. The coding region runs from base 2727 to 3947 and encodes 406 amino acids.